AUGAGCAACAGAAGCAUUUUAAAAACUGAUUUAGUUGCAAUAAAUUAUGAGAGCAAUACAAAAUGGUGCUACGGUUACAGAAUUACCAUUUUUUCAGGAUUACAGGGUUUGCCAAAUUGACUUAUACACAGCACCAGAUGGACUGGGAGUUGUAACUUCAUUUUUUGAUGAUACUGAAGAAACGGGUAUAUUUGGUACAACACAGAAGACUUGUUCUAUGAAAGUACAUUGGGGCAUAUGGCUAAUUUAUGAAGAACCUGGUUUUCAGGGAAUUCCUUUAAUGUUGGAACCUGGUGAAUAUCCUAACUUAGCAUUUUGGGAGAAGAAGGAAGCAUACAUUAGGUCCUUGAAACCCUUGAAAAUGGGUGGCCGCAAAGUUGAAUCUAUUGAAGAGCCAAAGAUCAUCAUUUAUGAGGAGCCUUUCUUCACAGGGAAGCACAUGACACUGGCAUCAGAAAUACUCUCUCUUACUGAGGAAGAAAAGGAAAAAGAAGAAUCUGGAGAAACUAAGGCACUGCCAUUUUCAUCAGUGGGGUCUGUAAAAGUGUUGGAAGGAAUUUGGGUUGCUUAUGAGAAACCAGGAUUUGCAGGUCAUCAGUAUUUUCUGGAAGAAGGAGAGUACCAGGAAUGGAAAGAUUGGGGUGGUUACAGUGAAGAGCUUCAGUCGCUGCGACCUAUUCUAGGUGAUGUCUCAAAUCCCCAUAUGAUAAUGUACAGUGAAAAAGACUUUGGGACUAAAGGUCCCAAUAUAAAUGUGUUAGGAAUUAUUUCCAAUUUGAAAGACACUGGAUAUGGACUGAGGACCCAAUCCAUACAUGUGUUGAGUGGAGUGUGGGUGCUCUAUGAGAAUCCUGACUUCACAGGAGAGCAGUACAUACUUGAUAAAGGACUGUAUCCCAGCAUUGAGGCCUGGGGGGCCAAGAAUAGUAAGAUCUCUUCAGUUCAGCCCAUAGUUGCAGAUACCAUUGGUAGCCAAAUGGGGAAAUUCAAGGUCCAGCUAUUUUCAGAGCCAGAAUUCAAAGGUGACAGUCAAAUAUUUGAGAAAAAUACCAGUUAUAUUGAUGAUUCAUUUGCUACAAAGUCUUCAAAAGUGUUGGGUGGCAAUUGGAUUGCUUAUGAUAAAGAAGAUUUCUGUGGUAAUCAGUAUGUGUUAGAAGAAGGAGCCUAUCCUAAUCUUUCUGCAAUGGGAUGUGCACCCCAAACAAGCCUUAAAUCUCUACGAGUUAUAAACAUUGAGCUUUCUGAACCAUGCAUAGCCCUCUUUGAAAAGGAAGGUUUCAAAGGGAAGAAAAUGGAGUUCACGGCGGAAGUCUUAAAUCUCCAGUUCCUAGGAUACAAUCCUCAAGUAGCUUCUGUUGAAGUUUUUGGUGGCACAUGGAUAAUCUAUGAAUACAGUAAUUACAGAGGGCAUCAGAUGUUGUUGUCACCAAAUAAAAUCUCAGACUGGCCUAAAUUAAGUGGCUAUCACCAGAUAGGUUCUCUGCGACCUUUAUUACAGAAACGUGUAUACUUCAAACUUCGAAACAAGGAAACUGGAAAGUUCAUGUCGGCUGAUGGAAAUGUGGAUGAUUUGAAUCUUCUCAGAAUACAAGUUACAGAAGAUAGUAAAUCAGAUAACCAGAUCUGGGUUUAUCAAGAUGGAUUCAUCAAGUGCAGGAUGGCUGAAGACUGCUGUUUGACAAUUGUAGGAAAUCUUAUAACUCCAGGCUCUAAACUAGGCCUAUCAUUCGAGCAGAAUGAAGACAAGCAGAAUUGGUGUGUUAAUCCUGAUGGCAGGAUCCUUAGCAAAAUGAAACCAACGUUAGUUUUAGAUAUCAAAGGGGGUACACAGUAUGAUCAAAAUCACGUUGUUGUGAACACGGUCAAUGAACGGAAGCCAACCCAGUGUUGGGAAGCAUUAGUUCUAUAAAUCCAAACAAGUCCAUCGAUUGGAGAGAUUAUACCAACAUUCCAACUAAUGUGGCAGUCUUCAAAGAAGAGAGAAAUCUGUCCUGUGGCCUUCUCAAUCAUAAGAACAAGCAACAGUUUCAGCUCUAAGUACUAAUUCUAUAAGUUUGAGAGAGAUACUGGUUGUUAACCUACUACAACUAUGUUGAUCACCUCUUGUAACUGUUCCCUGCUGUUUGUUUGUUAAUAGUUUUUUAAAUGUUAAAGUCCUCCCCUACCCAGCAGCAGUUUCAUGUCAGUGAUGAAUUGCUAAUUCAGAAUUUUUUAUUAUUGCUACAGGUGUUUUUAUCAGAAAAAAUAUAAAAUUAUCAUACAAAGAGAAUUAGGUAAAGUUUAUUCCACAAAAAAUUGAAGUGCAACAUAUGAGAGGAGAUCCAAAAUAGAUUGAACUUAGUAGUAGUAUAUCAGAGUAUUUAUCUCCUCAAAAUUAACAUGUAAAUAAUGCAUUGGUACCAAAAAAAAAUCAGUCUGUUGAAAGCAUUUAAAAACUUUAGGGAAAUUUUUACCAAAAUUACUGCAAGUGCUGUGCAGAUAUAUUUUAGUAAAUUGUCAUUUUAAAGUCUGUAUUUUAAUAAGCAAUCUCUUCUAGUUUUUCUAUUAGAGGAUACAAAUCUGUAGAUGGUUUUUAGCAAAAGUAUUGGGCAGCAAAAAAGGUAUGUCCACUGUGAAGAAUUUGCCCAUUUUCUGUUUCUACUUUAAAAAGAUGCCUUACUUUUUUACAGAGUUAAAAGUGUUAUUUACUUACCUGCUUGGGGCAAAUAUUCAAACUUUGCAGUAGCUCUAUUAAGUGCGGUUAUUACUGCUCUUGGAAUUUAACUUAAUACUUUUCUUUCCUUUUAGUUUUAAAAAUCAUCACUAAUCACAGUGGUUCCCAAUCUCUCCACAUACUGUCCUAGCCACUCUCUCUAUCCAUAGAGUUCAUUUCAUUCUAAUCCAUCAUGAUCUUAGCAUUCACCAAACAUUUCUGAUGAAGUCCAGGAGGGUUAGAUCAAUGGUGCUAGGCUGUUACAGCAACACUAUUGUAGCUAUGCACUGGUGCUGAAGACACAAGCUUAUUGCUGAGGUAGGGAAAAGAACUUGGAGACAUUCAUACUACAAGGGUAAGUGCCAUAUAAGAAUUUAGAUACCUUAGUUCCAGUGAUGUAUACUGUAGGAUAGGAACAACACCUUAGCACAAAGCUUGUUUCAAGAGAGGACAAAAACAAGUGAUGCACAUGAAGUAACUUGUAGGUUGUUCUUGUGUAUUAACUUUUGCCUCUCUUGGCCCAGUAUUAGAAAUGUGGUUUUAUUUUAUAUCAUUGGCAGAACAGAACAGUGAAUGUAAACUCUUGUACCAUGCUGCUAUAUUUCAUUCUUGCUUAGAACCAGUGUUAUGACAAACCACUCCUAGUAGCCUCUGGGGGCAUUUGCUAGACUUUGUCUUGCACAGUAAACCUAAGAGAAUGUAACUUUCUUUACUGUAUGUUGCCUUGCAGGAUACUGUGCUCUAUUUUUUAUCAUUACCUGUGGGGAAGUCUUAGUGCCUUCAAUCUAAUUUUAAGUGUGUGGGUUUUUUCCACUUGCUGUACAGACAACUGCACUAAUCAACAUUCAAAUACAUCUUUCUCUUUAAAAAAAAAAAA
This is a messenger RNA of Pelodiscus sinensis (Chinese soft-shelled turtle), 3569 nucleotides long. NCBI's taxonomy places the organism in Eukaryota, Metazoa, Chordata, Testudines, Trionychidae. The record is from RefSeq and is a predicted model, not a curated record.